AUGCCAUUAUCCACUUCGACAAAGAAAAAUUUCAUUCGCGUCGGCAACGUAUUGUCGCUUCUGCUUCUCUUUGUUGCCAAUGCCGUUUCUCUAAAUUUGCAUCCUUCCCCCAUUGACAUCUACUACAAACAUUUGACAUACCUUUCUCCUUCUCUGAUUUUUGUCGGAAUAUUUGUGAUUGUGCUCUAUGUGUUAUUGUUUGGCUUUGUCUUUUAUGUGCAAUUUAGCAACGCCUUCAUCAUACAGCGAGUUGUGACAAGCACAGUAGGGUGCUUGCUCAUCGUUAGCAAUCUCCUCAUGUGUGGUUGGUUAUUUUCUUUGACGUCGGAAAAGUUUUACCUGAGCGAAAUGUUUAUGUUCUUGGCCCUGUUGGUGACCCUAAGGUUUCACCACAACAUCGUCGUUCACUUUUCACCCACCUCUCACCCUUCAACGCAAGUCACCAAGAUCAUCGCUUUUGUCAAUACUCCGUUUUCCAUGUACACCGCUUUUACUUUGGUAGGUUUUGUGUACACUGGUUUCUUGGCGUUCACCAAUGACGACGAAUUAUUCGCUUUCGUGGCUGUUGUUUGUACCUGGCUUCUGGCGAUCUUCGGGAUGGCGUGGACCGUAACUGGCAUCUGGAGUGGAGGCAGAAGGGAUGGUGUCAUGGGUGCUGCGAUUGCAUGGGCUCUGCUCGCGAUUGCGGUUCAACAACGAGAAGUCAGACACAUAUCCAUUCAGUGCACAGUGCUCUCAGUUACCAUGUCCGUGAUCUUACUUGUCAUUUGGAUUAACUACGGCGGAAGUUUAUCACAAGCAGCGAGAUCUCAACGCAACAUCGUCGUUGAGCAGUAUGCACCAUUGCUGCAUAGUGAGAGUGACGGCUAG
Acaulospora morrowiae is the source of this 870-nucleotide messenger RNA. NCBI's taxonomy places the organism in Eukaryota, Fungi, Glomeromycota, Glomeromycetes, Diversisporales, Acaulosporaceae. The record is from the annotation of a GenBank genome assembly.